AUGGAGGUGGAUGAUGAUCCUGACCCAGAGCCGCCAACUGGAACACCAACUCACCCCAUCAGUAUCUCCAGCGGUUCUCCUUACCAAGGAUCGCCAUAUCAAGGCCCCGACUCAUGGGCCGAAAGGUGGAACACGUACCAAUGGGAAUAUACCCCUUCUUUUCAUAAUUCUCCACCACAACCUCCAUUGGAGGAACCAUAUCUUCAAGUUGUUACUCCACCGCCUUUGCCCGUUGAGGAACCACCACAACCCCCUUCUGAGCCACCUAAGCGAAAGAGGAAUGCACGGAUGUCCAUGCGAGGGAGACCAAGAUUUAGUUCCCCUCAAGCUUCAAGCACAUACCCUCCUAUUCCCGAAGAUCCACAAAUGGGUGGACCUUCACAUGCGGUGCCGGAAGAUGAUACCCCGCCGGUUACUUUUGCAACACCACCACCGCCAGCGGGUUUUGAAAACCCAAUACCAACAUACCCAGCUUCAUCUGGGUAUAACCCAUUUGAAUAUCCAACUCCUACGGAUUAUGGAUAUCAAGCCCCUACCUAA
Molecule: messenger RNA, 540 nt
Organism: Helianthus annuus (common sunflower)
Lineage: Eukaryota; Viridiplantae; Streptophyta; Magnoliopsida; Asterales; Asteraceae
Product: extensin-like
Exons: 1
Coding region: 1-540 (179 amino acids)
Source: RefSeq, a predicted model, not a curated record